Cyclocybe aegerita is the source of this 525-nucleotide messenger RNA. Lineage: Eukaryota; Fungi; Basidiomycota; Agaricomycetes; Agaricales; Hemipholiotaceae. The record is from the annotation of a GenBank genome assembly.
AUGGACCCUUCGUUCAACAUUUUGGAAUUGCCAUGCUUGAACACGUUAACAUUCGGUCACAGGCUUGAUAACUUGCAUGCUCUUCUUGCUCGUUCCGGUCGUCUGACCACAUUGAUCCUCAACAACAUUGACUUAGACGAACCAGCAGACACUACCCAGCUUUUAAAAGCUGUACCCUCCCUUGAAUCACUAUCCACCCUCGAUGCCUAUAUAGAAAAACAUUUCUUCACCUUGUUAGGUAGCACCACUCCUACGGCAUCGGGCGACAGCAAACCGACCUACCUCCCUUGUCUCCAAUACCUUUCUCUAUCAGAUAAAUCCGACCUCGACUGGAAUUCUGUGCUCAAUGUCUUCCCUACCACUCUCCAAGCCCACAAUGCGAACUGCCGCCGAAGACCUCUGAAAUCGCUGACAAUUGAGGUUGACGAGGACGAGGACGAGGACGGGCACUUCAUCGGCGAAGAGGUCCUCAAUCGCCUCCUGGAGUUGACAUCACCCUCAUCGGCGAAGAUGAAGUUGAUAUGA